GCAUAAACAAAGGACAGUUCAGUUGAACGGUACCGACCCCGGUGGGUGAGAGUUGCUGAAUGUUCUUGUCUCGACGAACGCGUCCGGACCAGAGGCUGACUGUGGGGAUAAAGCCACUGUGAAGCGAAUGAAGAAACAUCUAAUCUUCCACUUCACUUACAGAGGACUUCUAACGAAAGGAAAAAAGAGUAAAAGAAGAAAAUGGAGUAUAAAUUACGAAAAGCUGAACCUAGGGACGUCUCUGAUAUAUUACGACUGGUGAAGGAACUAGCAAAAUACGAGGAGAUGGAAAACCAGGUGACUCUGACUGAGAAAGAUCUCCUGGAGGAUGGAUUCGGUGACACCCCGUUUUACCAUUGUAUCAUCGCUGAAAUCCAAGGAGAGAGCAGCAGUGACGUGGCCUCAGAUCUGAAAGUGGUGGGCUUUGCCAUGUACUACUUCACCUAUGACCCCUGGGUCGGCAAACAGCUCUACCUGGAAGAUUUCUACGUGACAGAGGAAUACAGAGGGCUGGGAAUCGGAUCUGACAUCCUGCGGCAUCUCAGUGAUGUGAGUACUAAAAGUGUGUUUACGAGGUCUGAGUUGGAGUCACUGCCCAUGUCUCAGAUUACCUUAGCUCCAAAACAGUGUCUGGUAUGGAUGAGAUAGACAAAUACAAGUGGUUAUUAGUAUACAAGGAUAUGUAAGAACAAUGAAAUUAAGCAGCAAUAAACCUUAAAAAAACGGCUCAUAAAACACAGGUCACUGAUUGACAGUUUUACUUUUGCAAUAUUUACACAUUUCUCGUAAACAUAGGAAUCCAGUUGGAUCUGAUUGGACAAACACAGCUAAUAGGGCUCGUAGGGAAUAUAAAAUCAAGUCAAUGCAAAAUUAGACUACACUCUGAGUGUAAGGAGAGUCAUGAAAAAAUAUAGAAAAACACCAACAAACAUGCCAUAGUUUCAUAUUUAUGAAUGAAAAAGUAAAGAAAUAACUUACAUUAAAUAAAUAACCUUGUGUUUAACUUGUUUCUUCUUUAAUCGUUUUUGCGUCUUUCUUCAUAAGCUGUAUAUGUCAGACUGAAUUUACAGUAAAAGGAAAAUAAGUCAUUUAUUACAAUGUAAUUUGGCUAAAUUACUUGGCUAUGUUUUUGAUAUUAAUGAAUUAAUUCACUGCUUAUUUAACUUAUUUCUGCCACAGUGAGAGAUCAAACAUGAACUCACUUUUGUAGUUGUAUUGAAAAGUCAUUAAACUAUCAAAGAAAAACACUUUAAUGAAGAGGACUGCAAUGGGUCAGAAGUAGAAAAAGUGCACAAUGUAAAAAGGUGCAGAAAAGUCAUGUGUUUAUCAUGAACAGGGCUGAAUGAAACCAAAAAAGCAGAAAAACUCACCAAUGACUGAUAACAGCUAUCCAAAAAAAAAAAAAAA
This is a messenger RNA of Sphaeramia orbicularis (orbiculate cardinalfish), 1407 nucleotides long. Its product is annotated as diamine acetyltransferase 1-like. Gene Ontology annotation, molecular function: diamine N-acetyltransferase activity; spermidine binding. NCBI's taxonomy places the organism in Eukaryota, Metazoa, Chordata, Actinopteri, Kurtiformes, Apogonidae. Bases 202 to 648 code for a protein of 148 amino acids. The transcript has 6 exons. The record is from RefSeq and is a predicted model, not a curated record.